This is a messenger RNA of Cherax quadricarinatus, 1525 nucleotides long. The record is from RefSeq and is a predicted model, not a curated record. Lineage: Eukaryota; Metazoa; Arthropoda; Malacostraca; Decapoda; Parastacidae.
AAGCUGUCAUAACCAAUCACUAAAGUACACAACUUUAUAGUCCAUUACUUAAUGACCGAGGAAAUACCUGUGGCUCACAAGCACUUCGUUAUUGGCCUUAACUACGGCAUCGACGAUGACAUCUUUGAGUGGGAAGAUGGCAAGAUUGGUAACCACUACAAUGGCACAUACUGGGCACAAGGUCAACCAGACAAGCAAAAGCUGGACUCUUACAGCUGUGUAGCUUAUAGUAAUGUCGCCCCCAACACUUACUCCUGGCACUUAUUAAACUCUAAAACCUGCCUGGGAGACAAUGUAGUAAAUAUCUGUGAAAUGCCCAUCCGCACUAAAAACGUAGUUCCCAGAGAGAAAAAACUAGAGUGUGGACAGAGAUGGUCUCGUGGUGUCCUGGCCAGGUCAGCUUUCAUACCUCGCCAAGAUGACAUUAACGAAGCUCAGUAUGGAGAGUUUCCAUGGCAUGCAGCAGUGUUGCAGCCCAGACACUACCAGGAAGGAUUGGUACAGACUUUUGUCUGCUCUGGUGCACUAAUCCACCCAUACUUUGUCAUCACUGCAGCCCACUGUGUUAUAUUCAGCAGUGGGGACUUCACAGUAUCGCUGGGCGAGUGGGACCUGACGGAGGGCAAGAAUCAUAUCCUAGAUACGCUACUAGUCACUGUCAGUGACGUUAUUAUUCAUCCAGGUUACAAACUUAGUGGUUCCAUGAUGCAUGACUUGGCUUUACUGCAGCUAGAAGAGAAAGUAGCUGUGGACUCUUACCCUCACCUGGGACUGGGUUGUCUGCCCUCCCCUCACCUCUUCCAUCACCAGAGUGGUACCUGGGACUGCUUCACUGUUGGAUGGCCUCGCAAUAUCCGCACCCAGAAACACCUCUCGAAUGUCUUUCAAAAACGCCGGGAAGAUAAAAGGGUGUUAGAGCGUGUAGAAUCUGACUUGGUGCCCAGGCGAGUGUGUCGUAGUCUCACUCGUGAUUACUACCGAACUUUACUCUCUCGUAGAAACUCUGCUUUUGACUACAAAUAUGACAGCAGUGCACCUUACCAACAUUCAUUCUUAGGCAUUAGAGAUCCAGAGCUGAUCUGCACAGAGCCCUAUGACUCUAACUACUGCUUGGACGACCCGACGCCCAUCUUGGUAUGCCGUCAAGCCAUCGUUUACAAGGACGAUCCAUUUUCUCCCUUUGAUGACGAUGGUGUCUACAUCAACAGUCCUCACUCCUCCACCUCCAGGAUCAUCAAUGCUUAUGGCAAGGAAAGGUUCCACAGUGACAAAUGGUACAUCAUGGGUAUUGGGCACAACCUGAACAAGUGCCAGGAGGAUGACUUACCCAGGAGUGACAAAGUACCAUACAGACCUGGAGGUACUUACAGGCGUCGUAGUUACCAGGUCUUCACACCUGUCCACGAGUACCUCUCCUUUAUACACUCUCACCUCGACCUCCAAAGCAGUGGACAUUUCACCAAGAAAUAAUUGUACAGUAUUUUCCUCCCCAUAGCACUGUUUUAAUAAAAUAAAAUACACCUUA